Messenger RNA from Kwoniella botswanensis, 3012 nucleotides. RefSeq lists its product as uncharacterized. The record is from RefSeq and is a predicted model, not a curated record. The transcript is spliced from 5 exons. NCBI's taxonomy places the organism in Eukaryota, Fungi, Basidiomycota, Tremellomycetes, Tremellales, Cryptococcaceae. Gene Ontology annotation, cellular component: Rpd3L complex; Rpd3L-Expanded complex. Bases 1 to 3012 code for a protein of 1003 amino acids. Gene Ontology annotation, biological process: negative regulation of silent mating-type cassette heterochromatin formation; negative regulation of rDNA heterochromatin formation.
AUGGAUCAUAGGCGUAGGACGUCAGUGACAUCUACAUCGACCAUCCGCUCAGCCAGAGAAUCAUCCAUGCAGGUGAAGAACCCCAGAAGUCCAAGUAUAGGGAGUGCGACCCCUAAAAUGGAGGAUGAGGAAGAUGGUAAACCCAGACGUACUAGAGGACGUAAUCCACUACCACCCACCACGGGACCGCUGUUCCCUCCUCUACCACCCAAACAGCCGAAAAAUUCACCUAAAAACUCUCCUCAGGCUGCAUCGCGUUCACCUGCAGUCCGUACACCCAGCGGUCUAGCCCCACCUCCCGACAUCGUUCUUGGCCCUCCUACCGCAAGCAAUGUCCUGCCUGCGGACAGUGCAGCAUUAGAAGAGGAUGCUAUCUCAGCUAGAUCGGUCAGUCCAGACGUACAACCAGAAGCAGAAUCUGAACUGGAAAAAGUACCUGUACAAAGUCUAUCCAAUGCCAGUCUCACACCACCUCCACCAACAAGCGAAGAUACCAAUCCUGAUCCUGAUCCCGAACUUGAACCUGCAACGGACGUAAAGGAGCAGAAUGAAGGGGAGGGGAAAGAUGAUUGGGAAGAUUACAGACGUCAUAGGACAGUUAGGGGUUUUGGAAAUGUAUCGGUCAAGGAAGAACCUGGUUUAGAUGACAAUGAUAUAGAGAAUGCCAAUGAAAUUGGAAAUGAGGAAGUAACACCAGUACAUACUAGAAGUUACAAAAGAAAUGGAUUGAAUAUACCUCCUGGAUCAGGUGAGAAUACACCCUUGGCUACUACGCCUUUAUCAAAUACCGAAAGAUCUGGUUCCGCAUCUAGACAGACUAGAAAGAGGCGAGGUGAAGAUGAAUUGUUAUUGGAUGACCACCUCUUACCUGCUGAGAUUAGACGUACGAGCUUCUCAUCGAAGAAGCAGAAGAAAGAGAAAGAUGAAGAGGAAGAACAGAAGGUGGAGGAACAUGCGGUGGAAGUUGAUGACGAGCCGGAAGAACAGGAGGAGGAACAAGAGGAAGAAGAGGAGGAGGAGGAGGAGGAAGAAGAGGAAGAAGAAGAAGAAGUCAAAGAUGUUACUCGAUGUGUAUGUCACAAAGAAGAUAUCGACGUAAUGAUGAUUCAGUGUGAUCAGUGUAAUGUAUGGCAGCAUGGUGAAUGUAUGGGUAUAUGGGGUGACGAUGAAGCACCAGAUGAAUAUUUUUGCGAGGAAUGUAAGCCAGAAAGACAUCAACCGUUACUGAAAUGGAUACGGCGGCUGGGAAGAAAAUCAGGAGGAUUCGUACCGCCCUUACCUGAAAAUCUGGAAAACCUACAUAAUGAUCGGGAUGACUACCCACCGUCCCAGUCGAAACGUUGGCCGGACGGACCAUCUAAAGAGGCUCCCGAGCCAACACCUCCCCCCAAACCUUCAUCUCGCUCGCAUCACAAGAGACAAGCUACCAGUCCACAUGUCGAGACUCAGGAUGGACGAAGGAGUACUCGUGGGAGACAGCCUGCCCCCUCAAUCACUCGGGACAAACCACCUUCAAGUUCAGGCAAAAAUGAUGCUAUCAAAUCCCUUACCGGUCGUAGAGUCAGAGGAAUAUCGUCUAUAUCGCCGGAUCGAGAUUCGAAUUCACCACAACCUUUGUCUGCUAAAGAACCAAAGAGGAGAAGUACGAUGAAUUCUAGAGAUGCAGCGUAUGAGGAAGAGGUCAAAGCUGCUUUAGAAGCUAGCAGAGCGGAGAUGCUGUCGCCUCCUCAUGAAACGGAUGAGGUCGCCCAGGCGGAAGAGAAGGAGAAGGAAAGGGGCGAGAAACGACGGAGAGAUGACGAGGAUGAAGCGGAAGAUAAGGAAAGGACUAAAAAAGGGAAGAGGAAGCGAGACGAGGACGAAGGAUCGGUCGAACCUGGCAAUCUCAACAAACCUAAACAUCCUAAUCAAUAUACUUAUCGCAAACCCCCUUCCACAUUACCACAACAACCUCCAGCUGCUGCACCCUCUCCCGCUCGUAGGGUAGCUGCAUCAACCCCUGUUCCUAUAGCUCAACCAGCGCAACAUGAACACGGCACACGACGUGCUGGAGCUCUGGCAGCUGCGCCCGUGGUAUAUCACCCUUUGACACCUGAAUCGGCGAACCAUCUCUCGUGGUUCUUACCUGAUCAUCUAUCGGCUUUUGCGGAUCUCUUACCCUCAACCAACCCCAAUGCUUUAGAGGUACCUGCACCCAGAGUACUGAGCUAUCUACCUAGAAAUCAUUAUCACAAUCAACGAUAUGGACCUUUCUCAGAGGAAAGGGAUGAGAAUGGGAAGCUUGUAUUACCUGACGAACCUUCCGGAAGGGAAGUGGUGGGUGAUCAGAGUACCGCACAGCUGGACCCACCUGCCAGACCACGGUAUCCGGUGAAAAGGAUAACCACGGCUGAGAUGAAGAAGCGGGUAAGGAACGUAUUGGAGUAUGUGGGUAGGGUGCAGGUGGAGGAAGGUAAAAGGCAAGAAAGAGCCAGAUUAUUAGGGAUCAAACUCACCAAAGUGAAUUCUGCUGUUGUCGAUGGAGACUUAGAUGGAGAUGUGAAUAUGGAAGAAGAACAUCAACGACCUGAAGAGGAAGGGAAAAGGAGUUCGCCGAUGCCGGAACAAACGAAAUCGAUGCAGUUGAUGGAUGAACUUACUCAAGAUUUAAUCAAUUUCCAAGAAUCAUUCAAUUCGAGUGGAAAUGGGAAUGGGUAUGCUUCACCCAUGCCCUUGACGACCUCGACCUUCAGUAAUGGUAAUGGAGGCAUCAACAGUGUACCACCUACGCCUACUUUACCAAAUGAUCGGACGGUAUCUGAAGUACCCGUACCCACCACGGCAGUACCGUCUGAAGCCACAACUGAGACUGAAGCUGAACUCAGCGAGAAGGAUGUACUGAAGCAAGGAGAAGGUAUGGAUGUUUACCGACAGGGUAUCGUCAGUACUGUCAUUACCACCGAGGAGGAGAAAGAUGCCGCUGAGAAGGUGGGCGAGAUACUGGCUCAAGCUGAGGAAGGGAUCGAAGCUUAG